Ambispora leptoticha is the source of this 2397-nucleotide messenger RNA. NCBI's taxonomy places the organism in Eukaryota, Fungi, Glomeromycota, Glomeromycetes, Archaeosporales, Ambisporaceae. The record is from the annotation of a GenBank genome assembly.
AUGUCAUCAAAUAAAACAGUUAUAAAUGCCCCAACAUCGUUUCUUGGAAUCAAAUCACCAACACUUGUACCCUCAGUCUUGUUUACAAUAUUUUUCGCGCUUUUCAUUAACGCGUACAUUGGCAUUCAUAUUUCGUUGCGCGUGGGCGGAAAACAAUUUCUCCACAGGAUUCGCGAUGGCUUCGAAUCUAUUUCUGGCUGGUGGUUUCUUCUUAGUCUGCCAAUCGUUUUACAUACUAUUCAAGGAUUUAAUCUAUUCUCAAUAAUUGGCAUAAUCGGCGUGACAAGAGAAUACGGGGAUAGAGAGUCGACAGAAGAGUUCAAUGCUGGUCGUAACUGUACUAAAAUCUCGACGAUCGGAUUCACGACGUUGGUUGGAUUUUUAUUGAUAAUGACGACUUUCUACGCAGUAAAAUAUCGCGCGGAAAUAUCGAGCAGUCAAAAGACGCGUUUGAUUGCGGUCUUGUAUUUUGCGACUUCAUUAUUGUUACUGGAGUUGGUGUAUAAAGUGAUAUCGAGUUUUUCGACCUCGACUGAUAACGUAAAUCGAGAACAAUGGGUCUUUUACGUGUUUGAAGCGGUGCCAGAGUUGAUAUCGUUGAUUUUUUUGGGGGCUGUUAAUGAUGAAGUUAGUAGUAAGACUAACAAAAAGUCUCAUAUUGGUAAUGAGAAUAUUCUUUACGAGAGAAACAAAAGCCCCAGUAACAAGUGGACUCAAUCAAUAGACCUUUUUGAUAAUUUCAAGGGUCCUGUACUCGCUGAACUCGAGUAUGUCACGGGUAAGCCAAAUGAAACUAAAACUAAUAGAGUCGAUGAGUUGAUCGAUCAUAAUGACGAUGUUAGAUGUAUCGCCAAAUCUCAAAGAAACAAUUCGACCCAAAAAAAGGCCCAAAUGUUGGAGACUGCGCAAAUGUCGAUUGAAUCACCGGUCAGGAAUUCGCCAUUGAAUACGCCGCCAAUUCAAGCACGACCACCCAAACGUCACAUGCGAAGUAACACGCAUCAAGGCUUAACUUCCUCACAAAGAUUCACUCCGUUAUCAGAUCAUCAUCCAGGUGUCGCUAAUGGCAUUAACAGUAAUGCCAACGUUGGCAUUAGUGUAUCGUCAUCACCAACGGCAAUUGAUCUAUCACGUCCAUCAUUAUACACGCGGAGACUUUCAAGUCCUGAUGCAAUAGAAAAACGAGAAGGGAGGGGGAACGAAGAGAAUAAUAUGCCUAUCGAAUCUCAUAACUUAACCGCACCUUUAAUAGAUAUCACGGUAGUUCCACCCACGCCCACGAUGAUAAAGCCUCAACCUCCGAGGCUAACCACAACCUUUCCUGCCAACGACAAGUCAACCAUUGUCAAUCACAAUCAGAUUACCAAUAACCAGAACAACAAUAAGUCAAAAAAUCAACCAUUACUUCGUAAAGAAUCAUUGGAUGGGCUAGCAACCCUGCCAAGUCCUGAUGUUUCCAAUUUAGAAUAUGCUAAUAAUAAAAAUCAGGCUACUCUCACCUUCUAUAUAGAGCAACAGCAGCUGGCGAAAUUGGGAUUACCAAAGUCCACUCAAAUUAUCGGGCAUUAUGCAGUGAUCAAACCAAUUGGUAAAGGAUCUUUCUCGGAGGUUAAACUCGCAAUUGAUUUAAAGUCUGGCGAGAAAUUCGCCUUGAAGAUGAUACCCACAGAGGGAAUAGAAACUGAUGAUCGAAUAAAAUCGAGCGUAUCACGUGAAGUUGAACUAUUAAAGCUCAUGGAUCAUCCUAACAUUGUACGUUUACACGACACAGUCGACACGCCAACUCACUUAUGUCUUGUCAUGGAAUAUGUAUUAGGCGGAGAAUUAUUCGACCACGUUUGUAAAAACUAUGAACAAACGACCGAAACAGACGCUAAACGGAUAUUUUUACAACUUGUAGACGUGGUUGCAUAUCUUCACGGCAACAACAUCAUACACCGUGAUCUAAAACUGGAAAAUAUCCUCCUCACCGAGCUUUAUCCAUCUCCAACUGGCCCAAUAAUAAAACUGACCGAUUUCGGGUUGGCCCGAUUCAUAGACCCGUCCUCACCUAUCCUAACAACACGAUGCGGGUCUGAAGAGUACGCCGCUCCGGAACUACUAAUAAAUGGCAAAUAUGAUGGACGUCAGACCGACAUAUGGUCAUUAGGAAUCAUAUUGUAUGUGUUGUUAGUCGGUUAUCUGCCGUUUGAUUUGGAGCCUGGACAGACAAAACGACAAUUCUAUUAUAAGAUUGCGCAGGCUAAUUACAAAUUUCCGAAACCGGAAAAGGAGUCUGGUCGUCGUGCCACCAUAAGUGAGGAGGCUAAAGACCUAGUUAAGAUGAUAUUACAGAGUAAUCCUAAAAGGAGAGCUACGUUGGAUCAAAUUAAACAGCAUCGUUGGUUGAAUGAGUAG